Molecule: messenger RNA, 1387 nt
Organism: Microplitis demolitor
Lineage: Eukaryota; Metazoa; Arthropoda; Insecta; Hymenoptera; Braconidae
Product: cholesterol 7-desaturase nvd
Exons: 6
Coding region: 18-1316 (432 amino acids)
Biological process (GO): cholesterol metabolic process; chlorophyll biosynthetic process
Cellular component (GO): chloroplast
Molecular function (GO): chlorophyllide a oxygenase activity; 2 iron, 2 sulfur cluster binding
Source: RefSeq, a predicted model, not a curated record
UUGCUAACAAAAGCAAAAUGAUUGAAUGGUUAAUUGGUUCGUUAGUCGGAUGUCUCGUUUAUAUUUUAUUUAUUCACAAAAUAAAUUAUGUACAGAACUUGAAAAAUAUAAAUGAAAGGCGAAAAUAUUUAAAAAAUCGUAAAAUUGGUGAUUUACCGCCAGUUUAUCCAAAUGGAUGGUUUGCGUUACUUGAAAGUGCGCAAUUAACUAAAGGACAAGUUAAACAUGUUUGUGCACUUGGUGAAAAUUUUGCAGUAUUUAGAACACUAAAAGGCAAAGUCCAUAUUGUUGAUGCAUAUUGUCCACAUUUGGGUGCUAAUUUAGCAGAAGGAGGUAAAGUUAAAGAUGAUUGUAUUGAAUGCCCAUUUCAUAGUUGGAAAUUUAAUGGUGAUGGAAAAUGUACAAGCAUUCCUUACUCGAAAACAGAUCCCUCUAAAAUGGAGAUAAAGUCAUGGAAAUCCCGUGAAGUAAACGAAAUUAUUUUUGUAUGGUAUCAUGCUGAAUUAGCUGAUCCUGAAUGGGAAUUAGAACCAGUUAAACAAAUAACCGAUGGAUCUUGGCGAUUUCAAGGACGAAAUGAAUUUUAUAUCAAUUGUCAUAUUCAAGAAAUACCAGAAAAUGGCGCAGAUUGGGCCCAUCUUAGUGCAGUACACGGCCCAGCUAAAAUAAUCCAAAUGAUUCCGUCAAAUAUAGUUCGUCAUUCAUGGACCGGAAGUGGAUGGCGAUCUUAUCAAUCUUCAAAGUGCGCUGAUGUUUUGAGUAAUGACAAUAAUAGCCAGCAAACAGUUAACGAUAAAUUACACAUUAAUAGCAAUAAUAGUAAUAAUAAUAAUAAUAAUAAUAAUAAUAAUAUUAAUAAUAUUAAUAAUAAUAAUAACAAUAACAGUAGUAAUAGUAAAAAACAUCGUGCGACAAUAAAUUUAUGUCACAAUUUAAUAUUUUUCAAUAAAUGGUCAGUUAUAAAUUUAAACAUAAAUGUGGAACAAAUAGGACCAGGUUAUGUUGAAUUAUUUGUAGAUACAACAUUUGGUCCGAUGUAUGUAAUACAAACAGUUACACCAUUAGAGCCAUUAUUACAACGUGUUACACAUUAUAUAUAUUCACCAUUAUUAUUAAGUCCAUAUGCUAAAAUAGUAUUUUUAGGUGAAUGUUUUAUGUUUGAACGUGAUAUUGCUGUAUGGAAUAAUAAAAAAUAUCAAAAAAAUCCAAAACUUGUUAGAGAAGAUCAUACUAUAUCUUCUUAUAGAAAAUGGUACUCUAAUUUUUAUACUGAUAAUAGUCCGACUUAUCAAUCAGUCCAAUCAUUAGAUUGGUAAUUUUAUAAUUUAACUGAUUACUUAGCUAAUUUUUUAUUAAUAUUUACUUUUUUUAAAUUUCGGUAAAAAAA